UAUUAUCUGUGGACCUGUGGGAAAAGCUAUGGAUCAAACAAUGCUGACACAAGAUUAAUGUGGCAGCCACUUUCUGCUGGGUAUUGGUUUAGUGGAAUUGGGGUGAACUCUGACAUGGGCUGCAGCUCCCCUCUACCAAGUCUAUCCAACCCUGACAAAACCACUGAAAUUCCUGCUCCUCAAGAUACCAUUUCCAGUACUGGCCCUGGCAGUUACAGCAGCAGCACGAACAUGGCUGAGAAUGAGUUUGACAAUGACUACACUAGUUUCAGGGAUGGACGCUAUAGCAGCCCUGAGGUCAAUGAAUAUGGGGUUGUUUAUGCAGCCUCUCACACUAGUGGGUAUGACAGCAGUGCUCCAAGUGUCAGUUAUAGUGGCGGCUAUGGUAGCUCAAGUAGUAGAUAUGUAGGGAGCAGCUCUGAGGGGUUUGUUACCUCUCCUCAUGAGGAGGACUGGAGCUCUGGAUCUGCUACCAACUACGGUGUUGAUGAUGAGACCCCUGAGGCAAUCAUCAGUGACCUCUCAGAUCUGGAGCCAGUCUACUCUUUCAGCUCUCGUUCAAGCUACCAGCGGGGAAGAACAGUAUUUGCUCAAACCCAAUACACCCCAGGAGAGCCUGUUCCCCUAGUCAUGCCAGUAUCCAGACACAUCAGCAAAACAUCUAAGCAAAGCAGUUCUGCUGAAGCUCCAGCCAAAGGUGGCUUCUAAAAUACCUUUCUGGUAAAGCAC
Molecule: messenger RNA, 729 nt
Organism: Xiphias gladius (swordfish)
Lineage: Eukaryota; Metazoa; Chordata; Actinopteri; Istiophoriformes; Xiphiidae
Exons: 2
Coding region: 58-708 (216 amino acids)
Source: RefSeq, a predicted model, not a curated record